AUGGUUACUCACGAUUUUAGUCUACGUGAAUGGGAAGAAGAAACCACAGAGAUUUGUGAGUAUUCAGUAGAUGUUGUCAAGGCUAGUGAUAUAACUCCCUAUGGUUUUUGUAAAAGUAGAUGUCGAGAUUAUCAGGAGAAUGUUCUGUUGGGAUCAAAUAUAGGAGUAAUAAAAUUUCAAAGAACAUCUGGAAUUAUUGGUGCUGUUGUUAUUGACAAAGAUUCAAAACAAAUAGGCAUCCUUUCAUGCAAGCAUGUAUGCGAGUUUAGUGAAUCGAGUUCUGAAAAAGAUGUAAUAAUGGCAUGGGAAUUCGCUA
Messenger RNA from Diversispora eburnea, 316 nucleotides. NCBI's taxonomy places the organism in Eukaryota, Fungi, Glomeromycota, Glomeromycetes, Diversisporales, Diversisporaceae. The record is from the annotation of a GenBank genome assembly.